Molecule: messenger RNA, 1804 nt
Organism: Morus notabilis
Lineage: Eukaryota; Viridiplantae; Streptophyta; Magnoliopsida; Rosales; Moraceae
Product: calumenin
Exons: 7
Coding region: 283-1404 (373 amino acids)
Cellular component (GO): endoplasmic reticulum
Molecular function (GO): calcium ion binding
Source: RefSeq, a predicted model, not a curated record
AUAGAUUUCGGGUUUCUGAAAAGGCCCCCAAAUCGACAGCAGAUCUACAAUUUACAAGUACAUAGCUCCUUCCCACACCUCUCUCUCUCUCUCUCUAUUCUUGCUCCUUCGGUUAGUCCAAAUCGUCAACUUUCCUUCUCUUUCCCAUCCCUCUCAAAAACCCCUUUUGCCAUCUCUAUCUCAUUCUCUUGCCUUUUCUCUCCACAGUUGGGUUUCGAUUUUAGUUGAGAGAGAAAUCUCUCUCUGCCCGAAUCCCAUUCCAUAAAAAAAAUAAAAAAAAAAAUGGGAAAAGGGUCUCUGAUAAUCUACAUAACGAUAGCUCUGGUGGUGCUCCUCCUUGUCUCUCGCUCCCCGAGGAAAUCCGCCACCCAGCACCGCCACCGCCGCCUCAAGCUCCGCUCCAACUUCAUCAUCAGCGACCACCACAACCGCAACCACGCCCCCGUCGCCUUCGACCCCCUCGUCGCCGACAUCGAGCGCCGCCGCGAGGACCGGCAGUGGGAGAAGGAGUACAUCGAGCACGUCCACCCGGAGCUCUCGACCGCGGCCCCGGGCGACGAGGGGCAGCCGGAGUGGGAGGAGUACAUGGACGCCGAGGACUACCUCAACGACGAGGAGAGGUUCAAUGUCACCGGCAGGUUGGUGGAGCUUUUCCCAAAAGUGGAUGUGGGCCCCGCCGAUGGGUUCGUGAGUGAGGAGGAGUUGACGGAGUGGAACUUGAGGCAGGCUCAUACGGAGGUGCUCCACAGGACCAAGAGGGACAUGGAGACUCAUGACAAGAACCGUGAUGGCCUUGUUUCUUUCGCCGAGUAUGAUCCCCCGAGUUGGGCUCGCAAUGCAGAUAAUGGCUCUGUUGGCUAUGAUAUGGGCUGGUGGAAAGAAGAGCAUUUUAAUGCAUCAGAUGCAGAUGAAGAUGGUUUUUUAAAUAUAACAGAGUUUAACGACUUUCUGCACCCAGCUGACAGCAAGAGCCCAAAGUUACUUCAUUGGUUGUGCAAGGAGGAAGUAAGAGAAAGAGAUACAGAUAAAGAUGGAAAGGUUAACUUCAAAGAAUUUUUCCAUGGGCUCUUCGAUUUGGUGAGAAACUAUGAUGAUGAAAGUCACAAUUUUUCACAUCAUUCCGAUGAUUCAAUGGAGGCCCCGGCUAAAGUGUUGUUUGCUCAGUUAGACAAAGAUGGUGACGGAUACUUGUCAGAUGAAGAAUUGCUACCUGUUAUUGACAAACUUCAUCCUUCGGAACGUUACUACGCGAAACAACAAGCAGAUUACAUAAUAUCACAGGCAGACACCGACAAGGAUGGGCGCUUGACAUUGACAGAGAUGAUUGACAACCCAUAUGUCUUUUACAGUGCCAUUUUCAAUGAUGAUGAAGAGGACUAUGAGUACCACGACGAAUUCCGUUAAUUUAAUUCUAGGGUUCUGAGACAACUUUUAUAGGACUUCAAAUUUUAUUUUUGCAACACAGAAUCAGAAUUGAAGAUUUCAACAAGCGUUUACCAUGGUGGGUUGCCAAGCGAUUCGGGUAUUACUUUACGAUUUACAUGCAACUGGUAAGAGUAGUUUCUCUACAUCAAAUUACAGAGAGAUGAAGUUUGCCCUGUCUGAGGGAGUGAAAUAGGAAUAGGAGAUUGAUGGACAUUUACUUUAUUGCAAACAACAUUUGAUAGUAGUUUCUAGCUCUUCUCGUUUCUCUUGUUUGUCUUAUCGUUUAUACAUGUACCAUAUAAACCACACAUUAUUAUCAGUUGUUCAAAGUGGGAUAUUAGAUAUAAGGCAUCCAAUUACAUUGGAUCAUUUUUCUUUA